Molecule: messenger RNA, 2679 nt
Organism: Rana temporaria (common frog)
Lineage: Eukaryota; Metazoa; Chordata; Amphibia; Anura; Ranidae
Gene: TAF6
Product: TATA-box binding protein associated factor 6
Exons: 15
Coding region: 664-2526 (620 amino acids)
Biological process (GO): RNA polymerase II preinitiation complex assembly; transcription initiation at RNA polymerase II promoter
Cellular component (GO): SAGA complex; SLIK (SAGA-like) complex; transcription factor TFIID complex
Molecular function (GO): RNA polymerase II general transcription initiation factor activity; transcription coactivator activity; protein heterodimerization activity
Source: RefSeq, a predicted model, not a curated record
CUGUACUGAUAUAAUGUUUAUAUCUUAAUACCAGUCUAAUUCUGGAUGUUAUGGCGGUUUAUGUCGGUGUAAGGCGGGCAUGCAACCAUAGGAAUGCAGCAAGGAGGAUGGGGGGAGGAGUUGCAUAGAUAGGACACUGUGGCAAUCAGGGACCAGGUCUGGGAAGAGCUGUACACAAACUGGGGGGAAGCUGUUCUGUUGGAUCCUGGCCCUGCUGUGUCCCCAGAGGUGUCAUAUAUUAGGAGGAAGGUCCAGGUGUCACCCUGUGACCCUCCAGGCGCCCUAAAAACCUGCACCCUGUGUUGUCCCCCGAGACCGGGGUCCCCCGACAACGCUUUCACCAUACAGGAAGUGAGCGGAGAUCUGCAGCUGGUGACACACACAACCAUAGGAAUAUAAAGAGGGCCUUCCCUUAAAAUGUGUCAGUCUGUGUUGUUGUUGGAGGUUUCCCAUCACUUCAAACACUGACAUUUUCCCUGCAACAAAAAUGUCUUCUAAAGGAAAUCACAUCUGAAGGGAUGCAGACCCUGACGCUUUCCUCAUUAGAGCCCUGCAGUUGCAGCAGCUGAUUGAUGAUUCUAAAAAUCCCUCUCUACACAUGGACACGGACGAGCGGCUUUUUCUUCAAAGUGACAAAAGGCUCUCCAGACACUCCCCCUUGCUAUGGCGGAGGGGAAGAAGAUCGGGAACGCGCUCCUCCCCAGCGAGUCCAUGAAAGUGAUUGCAGAGUCUAUAGGGGUGUCCCAGAUGUCAGAGGAGACCUGCCAGAUGCUCACACAAGAAGUCAGCUUCCGGAUUAAGGAAGUCACUCAGGAUGCUAUGAAAUUCAUGCACGUUGGUAAGAGGCAGAAACUUACCCCCAAUGACAUCGACGCUGCUCUAAAACUGAAGAAUGUGGAGCCUAUAUACGGUUUCCAUGCAAAGGAAUUUCUGCCGUUCCGUUACGCCAGUGGUGGAGGGCGGGAGCUGCACUUCUAUGAAGAGAAAGAGGUUGAUCUGUGUGAUAUAAUCAGCACCCCACUUCCUCGUGUGCCUCUCGAUGUCUCCUUGAAAGCUCACUGGUUAAGUAUCGAAGGAGUUCAACCCGCCAUCCCAGAGAACCCCCCUCCAGUCCCGAAGGAGCAGCAGAAGAUGGAGGCCACUGAGCCCUUGAAGGCUGCCAAGCCAGGACAAGAAGAGGCUGGGCGGAAAGGACAAGGGGCAAAUGCUGUUGAGGUUAAGGAGAAGAAGAACACCAUUAUAGAAGGUGCACCUCUGAAGCUAAAGCCACGCAGCAUACACGAGUUGUCCGUAGAACAGCAGUUGUAUUACAAGGAGAUUACAGAGGCGUGCGUUGGUUCCUGUGAAGCCAAGAGAGCGGAAGCACUACAGAGUAUUGCCACUGACCCUGGCCUGUAUCAGAUGCUUCCUCGGUUCAGCACUUUCAUAUCAGAAGGGGUGCGUGUGAAUGUUGUGCAGAAUAACCUGGCACUGCUUAUUUAUCUCAUGCGAAUGGUAAAAGCUCUGAUGGACAACACCACUCUGUAUCUAGAGAAAUAUCUCCAUGAACUCAUUCCAGCUGUGAUGACGUGCAUCGUCAGCCGGCAGCUUUGUCUGCGCCCGGAUGUGGACAAUCACUGGGCAUUGAGAGACUUUGCCGCUCGUCUCAUUGCACAAAUCUGCAAGAACUUCAGCACCACAACCAACAACAUCCAAUCCAGGAUAACCAAGACAUUUACCAAGAGUUUGGUUGACGAACGCACUCCCUGGACGACCCGAUACGGCUCCAUUGCCGGCCUUGCAGAACUGGGACCCGAUGUGAUCAAAACUCUGAUUGUCCCUCGUUUGUUGCUGGAAGGAGAGCGACUACGCGCCAUCCUGGAGGGUCAGGUUCUUUCCAACAUCGACAAAAUUGGAGCUGACCACGUCCAAAGCCUCAUGCUGAAACACACCGCUCCAGUCCUGGUGAAAUUGCGCGCCCCUCCAGAUGUCCCAGAAACAUACCGUACAGAAUAUGGCUUCCUGGGUCCCACUCUGUGCUCUCAUGUGAUGAAGGCUAGGGCCCAGAGUGCUUUGCAGGGGCCCCAGGUCAACCGGACCACUCUGACAGUCACACAGCCUCGCCCUACACUCACCCUCUCUCAGCCGACCUCCGGCUCCAUCACGCCAUCCCCUCGCCCACCUGGGAUAAUUAAGGUGCCUGGGUCCUUGACUUUGCCCGUACAGACCUUAAUGAGUACCCGGCCGGCCACCCCUACUCAGCCUUCACCACCACCCACCAAGUUCAUUGUGGUGUCUUCAGCAGGGAGCAGCGGGACCCAGGUUCUCACCUCUUCAAGCGGCCCUUCCCCAUCCACGCCGUGCCCCCCUGGGGUCCAACCCAUUGUGAAACUUGUGUCCGGUGGGCAAAGCAGCGGUGUAGGGGGCUCAGCGACUGGUGGCAGCAGCGGAAUGCAGAAAUAUAUAGUGGUGUCUCUUCCAACCGCCGGAGAAAGCAAAACCCCUCAACCCUCCCCUCCCCCCACAGCAGAGACCCCCGGCUUGUGACAAUAGACCCCUGUGAUGUGUGUGAGCAUUUGGGUGAAUGUAUGGUCAGUUGUGUGGCUGCAUGCAUGGAUGUUUCUGGUGUUUUCUGUGUGUUACAGUUUAUUUUGUGUACAAGGAAUAUUAACCUUUUCUUAAUAAAAUAGCUUAAAACUC